Molecule: messenger RNA, 1257 nt
Organism: Annulohypoxylon maeteangense
Lineage: Eukaryota; Fungi; Ascomycota; Sordariomycetes; Xylariales; Hypoxylaceae
Product: Clavaminate synthase-like protein
Exons: 3
Coding region: 102-1181 (359 amino acids)
Source: RefSeq, a predicted model, not a curated record
CAUAUCAGCAGUUUAUUUCUCUGUAGCCCAAUAUAUGUACUCCCUCAAACUCAUUAUCGUAACUCACUUAUUAUUCCUUGAAACUUGUAUGACGAUCGAUCAUGGCGACAGCGCAACCAGUCGUAGUAUCAUUGGCCGAUUUGAAGAGUGGGAACAUCUCUUUUGAGACACUACAAGAGGCAUUCGGUCCAGACUCACUUGGUAUCCUCGUUGUCAAAGAUGUGCCCGCAGAGUUUGCACAAUUAAGACAUCAACUUUUGUCUUACGCCUCGUACAUGGGGAACUUAUCAGAAGCAGACUUUGAGAAGUUCACGAAUGAAGCAGCGAAGUACCUCGUAGGGUGGUCCAAGGGGAAGGAGAAACUCAAAGAUGGAAGCGCAGACGAAUAUAAAGGAUCCUUCUACGCCAACUGUGCAUUCUACAUAGAUCCAACUUUGGAAUCGGCCGAACCUACGGAAAAGUUUCCUUUAGAUAAGUUUCCAGAGUACCUAGCGCCGAACUCAUGGCCGCCAAAAGAGAUGUUACCAGGGUUCAGGCCGACGAUGGAGAGGAUGUGCAGUCUUAUAAUUGACACAGCGGUGCUAGUCGCACGAGCUUGCGACCGAUUUGCCGAGAAGGAAAUCCCGGGUUACCCUUCAGCUUACUUAGAAACGGUUGUCAAAUCGUCGUCCACGACAAAAGCUAGGCUCCUUCACUAUUAUCCGAUGCCCGAGGAAGUGAUGGCGAAAGGCCAAGCAGAGGAUAAUUGGUGUGCGGUACAUAAAGAUCAUGGUUGUUUGACUGGACUAACAUCAGCCAUGUUUGUCGACGAACUCAAGACAGACGCUAAGGUGCCGGAUUUCGGCGAAAAGGUGCCGGAGUUGCUACCGACGCUAGAAGAGUUGCCCGGAUCGCCGGACCCGCAAGCGGGACUUUGGAUUAAAGAUAGAAAGGGGGUGCCGGUCCAGGUCAAGAUACCUAGGGACUGCAUCGCCUUCCAGACUGGCGAGACACUAGAACGAAUUACCGGAGGGAAGUUCAAGGCCGUAGAACAUUCGGUUAGAGGAGCGUAUGCGAAAGGUGUAGCUCGCAACACGCUAGCGGUCUUUACGCAGCCGAAUCUAGAAGAUGAGGUUGAUCUAGACCAGCAUAUCACUUUCGGGGAGUUUGCCAGGGGUAUCAUAGCAAAGAAUACAGUCUAGAUAACGUUUAUUCCAAAUUAAAGCGGAAGAUUUGCGCAUACCUAGACAACUUAGUUCAUUCACAGCAUAUUUGGCC